GCUCAGGGAAAGGGGCUGCACCACAGGGCGGUGGGCAUGGCACUCCGUGGCUUUCCUUCAGGUCAGCAAUAACGGCAUUAUGUGGCUGAGCUGGUUUGGCCAGGCAGGCAUCAGGCACCUAUUAGUGGGUCUGUGUGCGCGGCAUGGCCCUGCGUACCAGAAGGUGACCUGCUAAUUUUGUUAUAGUCGUGUGAUCUAUGGAUUAGUGAUACUAAAAGUAAAACUGCGCUGCCUUCGAGAUAAGCCUGCCGAGUAGUAAACAUGUGGGGUCACCUCAGCUGCUCUGCAGAAGCGGUUUCUUACGCAAAGGGAGACACUUAGGCAGGUCAGGGCCCCAGCCACAAGAAGGACAUGGAGUGGGUCCAGAGGGGCACCUCUCCUAUGGAGAGAGAGUCUGAGGGAGUGUGGAUUGUUCCAGCUGGAGAAGGGAAAGCUCCAGGGAGAUCUCAUUGCCUUUCAGCUCUUAAAGUAGCCCACAGGAGAGCCGGAGAGGGAUUCUUCAUCAGGGAGUGCAGUGACAGGACAAGAGGCGAUGGCUUUAAACUGAAAGAGGGGACAUUUGGGUUAGGUUUACUGUGGAGAAAAGGCUGAUGGUGAUUUGAUGAUCCUGCACUGAGAAGGUAGAUAGCUAUAAAUACACAAGAUGGUUUUACCCCUGCUACUACAUCCCAUUCAGUCCUUCAGAAAAGUGAAAGCUAAUCUGUUUCCUUCUGAUUUUUUCUUUAAUGUCAUAUAAAUGCAUGUAAAGUGUGUGCUGUGGGUGCAGGGGUUUCAAGCAGCUGCUAUUGGUUGUUGUUAUUGGACUUGGUGUUUCCAUGCCUGGAGGAAGGCAGGGCAACAGCUGCAUGUUUUUUUGGGGAAAAUACGUUAAUGUGGCACUGACAGAACAAGAUAUGUUAAUGAGAUAUUGAUGUGUAAGAUACUGACUUGGUGGAAUUUGCUGAUGAGACAUUGACCAUCCCACUGUUGUACUCAGGCAUGGCACAAACCAUGCCUGCAGUGGCUGCAGGAGGCAGUGGCCACACUGUGCUCCGGGUUCACUCUGGCUCCCUGCACAUGGAGUUUAAUUGUAAUCAUAAUGCAUUAUAGUGAUCUAUCAGACAUAUUUAAGGCCCGGAAAUGAAAGAUAUAUACCACUUCACUCACUUGUUUAUUGCCCAUGAAACAAAGCAUGCUAAGAUGUAAAACACGGUAGAGUUCCUUUCUGGAGCACACACAUGCAGUAGGAAUAUGCCUCUCCAUAGGCUGAAAAAUCACAAAAUGCUGUGGCAAGUACAGAUGUUUGCCCAAGCAGCUUCCACAUGAAGCUUGUGAGCAUCUUCUUUAUCUGCAUCCAAAUACCUAGUGAUAAUCUGCUUGUGUAAAAGAUUAUCGUAACAAAAAAUGCUUGGUCCAAGGAGCGUUCAGCUGCUCUGCGUGCUGGCAGCCACUGGCAGUCUUGAUGAGCCUCUCAGUGUUGCAGAAGGCUGUUGUGCGAUCAGGUUUGGUAGCCUGGAGAUUGGAAGGCAAAACUCAAAAGAUCUUUAAGCCUUCAGGAAGGCCAGGCAUUAUACCUCACUCAUGCAUAAGUACCUGAACAUUUUUCCAUAAGGGAAGACUAUCUGCAAGCACAGUUAUAACCCCCAGAGUAGAACACGCAGAUCUGGUUGGAGCAGGCUCAGCAAUUCUGCUGCGUAGGCACAGCUGUAAAUCACAAUAGUACAUGAGGAGGAGCUGAAGGAGAUGAGGCAAAAAAAGUGGUGCCAGACAUUUCCCAAGGACAGCCUGGAGGAGGGAUCCAGGACCAUGGAUCUAGCUUGGAUCCAUUUGCUUCUGCUUGCAAGAAAGGGGAGACUGAGAGACUACAACAUGCAAAUAAAACCUUUUUCUCCAAACAUCACGAGUAGCAAUGACUUAGGAAUAACUAUAUGUAAGAAUAAGAAAUUUAGAUGCCACGUUCCCUGGACAGCAAAUAACUGCAGGAGUUGUGGUCAGGGCUUAAGAGCAUCCCCAGCAUCCUGCACAGAGAGGGUAGGGCACAAGGAAACCACAGAGGGUGUUGACAAAAGAUUAGGACAAAGGCAACCAGAAGGCAGAGCAGCUCGUGUCACUAAUGGUGGCAUGUUUUUAUCUUGUCCUGCAGAGUGCCCCUACCACAAACCCCUCGGCUUUGAGUCUGGCGCUGUCACCCCUGACCAGAUCAGCUGCUCCAACCCCGAGCAGUACACAGGCUGGUACUCCUCAUGGACAGCCAAUAAGGCCCGCCUCAACGGCCAAGGCUUUGGGUGCGCCUGGCUCUCCAAGUACCAGGACAACGGGCAAUGGCUGCAGAUCGACCUGAAGGAGGUGAAGGUGAUCUCAGGGAUCCUCACACAAGGGCGCUGUGAUGCUGAUGAGUGGAUGACCAAAUACAGCGUGCAGUACCGCACUGAUGAGAACCUCAACUGGGUUUACUACAAGGACCAGACCGGAAACAACCGGGUGGGUGGACCCUGUGCUUUGCCUUGUAGUGGUGGUCGCAGGGGUGCAUUUGAUGACAUAAAAGUCUUGGGGGAGGCGGCCUAAGGGAGGGGAGCCUGUGUGAAAAGCAGGGUGGAUGGGGCCUGUUGCUUACCCAUGGCACACAGCGGUCCAGCCCCAUGGCCAUCAUGCUGUCAUGGUGACAGCGUGCAAUGCUGAUCAGCCCCUGAACUGUGUCUGCCUCUGCCUCUCUUGGCAGGUUUUCUAUGGCAACUCGGACCGGUCAUCCUCAGUGCAGAACCUGCUGCGGCCGCCCAUUGUGGCCCGCUACAUCCGCCUCAUCCCGCUGGGCUGGCACGUGCGCAUUGCCAUCCGCAUGGAGCUCCUCGAGUGCCUGGGCAAAUGUGGCUGAGUGCCCACUGGGUAGAGAUGUGCAGGUGUGUGCCUGUAUGGCCGUCCCAUCUCACUGCUGAUGUGUGCUGCGGCCACGAUCCUGCUGACCCUACAAACAGAAGGGCUUUCAUGAAUAAAACACUGCUUUACAUGACACCUGGUGAUACGGCUAAACCCUACUCCAACAGCUUACUGUUUUUCAGGGGGCACACACCAGCAAAGCUGGGGUGGUUUGUUACCAUGGCUUCUGUCCCAUGAGAUACAGUGUUUCUGAUCCUGGGACCUAGACUAGGGACAAGGUCCUGAUCCUGGGUGCUAGAUAUCAUAAUGGCAUGCUGUGUGCAUGGGAAGUAGACUUGUGCUCCAAUUUCCAUGACUGCCUCACCCUCCAUGGCCUAGUCCCCAGUGGGUGCUGUGUUUGUGCAGGUGUGGGCUCAGCCAUCAGCAGAGGGGGCCCAAAGAGGGGGCAGGAGCCAUGGUGUUCUUGGGGUGAACACAAGUUCUGCCUUUGCCCUUUCUCCCAGUUCUCUAGGAUUUUCCUUUCCUGCAACAGAGGCAAAACAAACCCAUACCAGUAGUGCAAGGUUGGGUUUUCUGGCCAUCCAUCGCUUCACUCCUUUGACAUAUUGCUCAGGUAGAUUUUGAGGGUAACCAACAUCUUGCAAGGAAUUUGGGGCAUAUGGCAGUCUGAAAACUUGUGCUCCACUAUCCUAACUAGGAGGUGUGUGGGACCCUAUCUACUGAAAUUAUUAUGUCACCAUUGCACUCACGCUUUCAUCCACAAAAUGAGUUUUGUCUAUCCAUAAUGAGUUGAGGGACACAUUUUCUUAAUGAGAGUGCUCCUGAAUAAUUUGUUUGAGCUUUCAAGCUUCAUCCACAGCCUAAGUGGAUGGACCACAUGCCCUUAUAUUCCAAGAUAAUUUAUUUAGCAUCUCACGACUGAUACUAUAUUUAGAUAUAAGAGUCAGAGGAAGGAAAGACUGCCCAGGCAACAAGGGUUUGUGCCAUCACUCUCCCUGCUCCCAGCUUUAAACAGGACGCUAGACUCCUUUUCCAGGCUGAAGUGUACAGUGAUAAAUAGGUGGAACUAACUGGCACACACUAAAUUUCAUGGUUCGUUUGUGUCCUGCCUCACCCUGUCCUUUGCCUGCACCUCACCUCCCAGCCUGGAUGGGGAAGAGCCCCUGCUGCCAGCUUUUCUCUUUUAUUUUUAAUGUUCUAAAGCAGACGUUUCUGCUCACAUCUAAGCUGUACCACUUGCCUGCUAAUCGACCUUUGGAAAUUCACUUAACCUCUGCCUCUUAUCUAAAAAGCGGGGUGCUGAGAGGCUUAAUUAAUUAAAUGGUCCUAAAAUGCUUUUAGAAGUGCGCUUGACUUCCACUUCUGCAUAAACACAGCAUAUUGAAGAAGGGUGCAACUGAGGGCAUUAUGAAAGACGCCAAAACACAAUUACAAAACUGCAAAGCUUUUCCUCAUGAAGUCAAACUUUUCCUUUUUGGGCACAGAUAAUUCUAAUUACCAUUAUCCAAACGAGAAACAGUCACUAAGGCAUCAGGAAAUGGUACAAAACAGUGCUGAAAAGGCAAUAUCUUCUAGGAGUGAAAAAUCCUGCAGAUAUUUUACCUGUAGAGGUAGGUACAUGGCCCUGCAACUUGUAAAAUGCAACAGUUUUGAAAUGGGAAGCAGGACUGAGAGCUGCCUUCAGCCUCAUGACAUGAAUGAGUGCAGUGCUUACAGAGUGCUGAGUAGUCAGAUGAGCUUUGCCUAAUCCAAACGGUGUGACAAGAGACUGCCUCAGGCCCUCCAGUCCAGCUACAUCAUUUCUAAGUCUGUAGCCCCAUUCUCUUAAUUAUUUCCCACAGAAAUAACCCCUUAGCAGCUGUCAGAGUGAGAUACCCAGACAAACUCUGCUCUCUGUCUCAAGGACAACCAGUGC
Molecule: messenger RNA, 4768 nt
Organism: Phasianus colchicus (ring-necked pheasant)
Lineage: Eukaryota; Metazoa; Chordata; Aves; Galliformes; Phasianidae
Gene: RS1
Product: retinoschisin 1
Source: RefSeq, a predicted model, not a curated record